This is a messenger RNA of Colletotrichum abscissum, 591 nucleotides long. RefSeq lists its product as uncharacterized. NCBI's taxonomy places the organism in Eukaryota, Fungi, Ascomycota, Sordariomycetes, Glomerellales, Glomerellaceae. The transcript has 2 exons. The record is from RefSeq and is a predicted model, not a curated record. The coding region runs from base 1 to 591 and encodes 196 amino acids.
AUGCAACAGCACCGAAGCAGUCUGAUGGGCGGUGAAGCGGACCAGAGCCUGUCCAAGUACCAAAGACAACCCGCGCAUCCCUGCUUGGCUAGCAGUGUCGACCUCAACCUCGUGAACUUCCCGGCCGCGGUUUUCCAGGAAAGUUGCGAAGCACAGCAGGUGUCUGAGGAUUGGCCGCCAGUGCUAGGCAAAGAUUCAGUUGGCAGGCAUCUGCAGUACAGUGAUCACGACACACAAGACCUCGAUUUGAGGAUGCCCAGUGGCGAAAGAACAUGUCUUGAACCAAGUCUUAACAGGAUCGACGAAACACACAUUGGCAAGUCAGCGACAAAGUUCCGACUCUUGCUUGGCCUUGAGGCGGUGUGGCACUUUUCGGCAUUACAAGUGCCACAGCAUCAAGUAAGGGUCUGGAAAGAUAUCGAUCCCUCGCAGUCCUUGGACAUACCUACCCUGCCUGCCCACGUACGACUCUCUGUCGGCCACAUCGAUAUUACACAGCGGCGAGUGACUGCACGAUCGGACUACCUUGCCCGAAAUGUCUCAGCAAAAGGUUGCCGGCAGAGGUCUUCAUUGAGGAGCAAGUUUCUUUAG